This is a messenger RNA of Corticium candelabrum, 6555 nucleotides long. Its product is annotated as protein mono-ADP-ribosyltransferase PARP14-like. Lineage: Eukaryota; Metazoa; Porifera; Homoscleromorpha; Homosclerophorida; Plakinidae. The coding region runs from base 107 to 6358 and encodes 2083 amino acids. The record is from RefSeq and is a predicted model, not a curated record. Gene Ontology annotation, molecular function: NAD+ poly-ADP-ribosyltransferase activity; transcription corepressor activity; NAD+-protein mono-ADP-ribosyltransferase activity. Gene Ontology annotation, cellular component: cytoplasm; nucleus. Gene Ontology annotation, biological process: negative regulation of gene expression; protein poly-ADP-ribosylation. The transcript has 10 exons.
UACGUCAGCGCUCACGAGUUGCUCUGAAAUCUCCCAUCGUGGGCAAUCGCCAUUCAUAACUUUCAGUGCUCUGCGAAAGACGGUACGAUAUUGGUCUUUCUAUCAAAUGGCCGGAAGAGAGGAUACAGUAGAAGUUCUAGUUCAAGGCCAGAACGUGCACCUGGCAGAGUACAGGACGGCGUUGUUGUCGUACCUUGAAAGGAAUGGAAUUUUUCUAUGCUGUGAGCCGAUUGUAAUGCAAGACGGGUUGGUUCUAAUACAAAUUCGCAGCAACGAACGACAAUCAGCUUCUGACAGUGCGAGAUUGCUGACCAGUCAACCGAAUCAUAACAUCGAAAAUAUCGUGGUAUUGUUUUCUUUGGUUCAACAGCCUCAAUACUCCAGCAGAGUAGCUUACUUGGCUAGUUCGCAAGAGACUAGCAGUAGUAGUUCAGCGGCGACAACUAUCGGUAGAGGAACGGAUGGAGGAAUAGCGAGAGGACGUGGACUCGGGCGCGGGCGUGGUGGAGUUGGUCGUGGUAUGUGGGGAAACACCCAAGUUGGAAACACCAAUAUUCAAUCUUAUAUUUCUCCCGUACCGCAUCGUUCGGCUGUGAGGCGUCCGAUGUCAACAAUGCAUUCUCUACCAGGCCACGCUGUCAGGCUUUCGUACACUAACGAGGGUCCUUCAUUCAGUGAAGAACCCCAUUUGCCUAGUGUGCCCUUCUCUUUGAAUUCGAUGUCGUCACAAGACGUUGGUGCAACUUAUCUACCUGCAGUGUUGCGAAACGCGAGUGCAGUUGGUAGGAAACUGCUAGGAGGCAGUGUAGACUGUGGUUCACUUGAAAGGAGAGUUGGCGAGUCUGUAUUCAAAUCAGAAUUUGACAAAACUCUUGAACCAAUGAUGGAAGACACAUCAGCUACCGACACGUUUCCUUCUUCUGACUCCAUAGGUCCUACUGAAGGUAUAGACGUUAUAACAGUCAAGGAUCUCCCUCAAGGUGCUACUCGUCAAGGCCUAGCAGACGCAGUUAAAUCAGCAGUCAAAAAUGCAAAUUCAAACGUUACUUGUGAAGUCAAGGUUGUGGAAUGGUCAAACAGAUCAGCAAAAGUUCACUUGAGCGAUAUGAAAGCUGUUACCGCGUUGUGGCGAGUAAGACACAAACCGUCACCGUCUAUACGGUAUGAUGAUCAGGCGCUAUCCUGGGACUUGGCUGUGCCAGAGAAGUAUGAAGAAGACCGCAUCUUAGUAGAAGGAUUACCUCCAGAAAUAGACGAGGAUAAUCUAAGAAUGCACCUUAAUGACAGCGACUGUAUUCUCAGUAUACGAAGCAUUGAUUUCACGAUUGUGAUUCAAGAAGACAAAUCAAAGGCUGUCAUAAAUCUUGAUGAUAAUGUUGCAGAUGCACAUUUCGUGGAAAAUCUUAACACGACCUCGUCAUUUUACGAAGGAACAAAAAGCACACACCUUACGUAUCAUCUCAUUCCCAGCUCACGAUCUUUGCUAGUUCAAGGACUAAAUGCAAACGUCCACAAGGGUAGUCUGCGGAGUUACUUCAACAAUAUUUCACUUGAAGGCAUGAAUAGAUCUCCGCUAAUUGAUGACAUUGAGAAAAGGGAAAGUGGAUCAGCCGUGGUGAAACUCAGAACUUCUGAAGACUGCAGGGCUGUGAUGAGUUUGUCAGCAAUGCCUUCAAUUGGGCAAGAAGGUAAACGCCCAACUGUAAGCAUCUUGUCAGAAUAUACUUGUGCUGCUGCAGACAGUACGGUUACAGACGACAAAUCUAUUGCUACUUCCAAAGUUGAAGAAACUGAAAGUGUUGUUAAUAUUCCUGUUGAAGAGGUGGCUGUGACUAAUUUUAUUUGGAACAACAGCAAAUACCGGCGGCGCUUGAAGAGCCACCUUGAUUGCGAAGAUUGUGAUUUUGAUGAUUCGAAUUUGUCAAUAUCAAAACCAAAAUUAAGUGUUGAUGAGCUUCACAAAAAUUUUCAAGAGUUUACAGAUCGUUUCUUAUGCAAGAAACUGCAGAUUUUGGAGAAUAGUCUUUGGCAGAAAUCGGUAAAAUUUGUCAGGGACGAACUUAAUGCGCGCUCUGGUGAAGUCGAGAUAGUGGAAAGAGAAGAGAAGUUAGAAAUAGAAUUUGUUGGUCCCGAAGGAGAAGUAACACCGUUCUAUCAUCACUGUGCCGAUCGCAUCAGUUCGUGGAGAACGGAAUUUGAAGAAGCAAAUGCUGAGACUAAAGAAAGAAUUUCCUUGCUUUCAUUGUCCCAUGCCCGUAUACUAGAACGCACCUCAUUUUACCAAAAUACACCAGAAGCUUUAAUGAUUAAGAUCGAAUCUGUUGGCAGCCAAGCUAGUGUGUAUUUGCAAGGUCCGCGGAAUCUUGUCAUAAGUUUCAAAGGCGAGAUGAUGAAAAUAGUAGAAUCAAUGACAGAAACACAAGUGACUAUAGAUGUGAAAAUUGCCAAUUUCUUGAAGUUCACAGGUAUUGAUAAGCUGAACGCACUCAUGGAAGACUCUCAAGUUCUCGCUUUAUGCAUACACGUAGACGAAACGUUCUUGCGUAUUGUUGGUUUUCCCGAAGCUACGAGUACUGCUACAAAUUUGAUUAGAGAAACGUAUUCUUGCCAACGAUUGAGGGGAAUGGAAGAUGAAGAGGUACAAGCCUUUCUACGAACUGACGAAUACAACCAAUUUGUAACAUCAAUGAUUAUGGAUGAAUCGGUGAUGGUAGAUCCUCACUACGAGGAAAUCAAAGAGUCGGCUGCACCUGUAACCCUUAUAAUCGUCGGAGAAACGUCUGCCGUUCAAACCUCAACGAAAACGCUUGAAGACUUCCUUCUGAAUGGUGUAGUGUUUACCGAUCGAGUUGAACUCGAUCACCCCGGAUUUGCUAAAUAUCUCACUUUGCAUAAAGAUGAUGAUCUGAACCAAUUGAAGGCACGACUCAGAGAAUUCAAACCUGAAAUUGACGUGAGGUUAAGAGAAGAACUAGUCGUAGUGCAAUCAACAAAGUCAGGGUUAGGCAAGCUAAGAGAUGGAAUAAAACGAUUAGUUGACACAAUCGAAUCCGAAGAGUUUGAAAUCAAGCGUCAUGGCUUAGUGAGAUUUCUGAACAGUUCUGCAUUUAGACAAGAACGUUCCCAAAUUGAAAAGAAACACAAAGCGCUGUUGUGGAUGGAUGGAGACGAAGAAGAAGAAGAAGAGAGCAUAGGAACCAUCUCUGGUCGCAGGUUUGUUGCCAGUGGCGGAAUGACUAAACUAUUGAUGGAAUACAAAGUACCCAAUAGCGGCAAGGUUAUGGCGCUCUACACGGGAGAUCUUUGCAGUCACAAUGUUGACGUCAUCGUCAAUGCAGCGAAUGAGGACUUGCAGCACGUCGGUGGACUAGCCAAACACAUUGUGGAUCGCGCAGGAAAAUCAGUGCAAGAUCAAUGUAGACUUUAUAUCCAAGAGCACGGUUCGUUACCGACUGGUGACGCUAUGUUUACCAACUCUGGACGUCUUACUACAACCAAAUAUAUUAUUCACACAGUAGGUCCUAAAUGGCCACCCAAGAUCCGUGAUACGGUUGCACGAAAGAAAGUUGAAAAACUACUGCAAAACGCAGUUAGUUCGUCGUUAGAACUGGCAACUAAUUUAAACUGCAAGAAGGUUGCGCUUCCGGCGAUAAGCGCUGGUGUUUUUGGAUGUCCAAGUGAGAUUGUUGCAAAAAAUGUUGUGCAGUCUGUUACUGAAUACUUCAACGAGACGACAUCGACUACGAUUACUCAGGUUCACGUCGUAUUGCUGGACACAGAUACGCAAAAUGUACAAUGCUUUAAGGAAUGCAUGAAAAAGAAUCUCAAUCCUAUAGCAAAAGUCUCUCCUCGUGAGAAUGUAGAUGUCGUUCGAGCUCCUCAGAGAGACGUUCUAAAUAGUUCUGAAACAAGUUGGACAAAAGAACUUGUCGGAAGAGCUCGCUCGUUUUCACGCCCAUUUCAAGUGUUUGUCAACCCUGGAGACAUUACUAACGAACAGACCGACGUCAUUGUCAACUCUACAAACAGUGAUAUGAACAUGAGGUCAGCUUUAGCGUCGAAGAAAAUUUCUGUAAAAGCUGGUCCUGGUCUUCAAAGUGAGUGUACUGACUAUGUCGAUGACAAUGGUCCGUUGGCUUUAGGAAGUGUCUAUACAAGCGGAGGAUACAACUUGUCUUGUCAACAUGUUAUUCAUGUAUAUUGUGCAAACAGUGCGCAGGGUCUUGCUAAAUCCGUAGAGAACUGUUUGACAGAAGCGAAUAAAGUAGCUGCCAAGUCCGUGUCUUUCCCUGCUCUUGGAACGGGCGCGAUGGGGAUGGCUGAUGACGCUGCUGCUAAAGCAAUGUUCGAUGGUAUUGAAAUGUUUGCAGCAAACGGACCGUCAUCAGUUCGUCAAGUCAAUCUAGUCAUUUAUGAUAAGCCAAGGAUUCCAGUAUUUACGAGAGAGAAAAUGAGACGAGAAGGAGAGGAAACCGACGAAGGCGAUGUUGAAGUGGCGACUCCUGCGGUCGGUGGCGUCCGCUUUUCUAACGGAACCACAUUAUCUGUAGAGCAAGGAGACAUUACAAGUGACGCGUCUCAUGUCAUAGUGGCACCUACUGGAGUUGUAUUUUCUGCAGUUGCUCGAAAGUCACCAGAAACGAAUAGAGAUCUUUCUGUGCGUUACCAAGGCCAACCUAAUCCUGUAGCAGAUCUCACUGCUGGUAGUCAGCUCGUUUGCCGCCGUGUUUAUGCAAUAUCUGUUCCACAUCGAUCUCGCAAGGCUAGUGAUGACGAAUGCAUCCGAACUAUUCAAUCUGUAGUGAGCCAAUGUCUAAAUUUAGCCAACACUGCUGGAUAUUCAUCGAUAGCUAUUCCAGCAAUUGGCACUGGAGGUCUUGGCUAUAACAACAAGCACACCGCAGCUGCAGUUACUGAGGCGUGCAAGACGUUUGCUGCCAAAAACUCUGCACCCAACAUAAAGUCGGUCAAGAUUAGCGUGUUUGACGCUCAUCGAAUUGGUGACUUUCAGAGCGAGCUUCAGCAACGCAGUUUGCAAAAGUCUGGAGGGUUUUGGCAAAAGAUGACAAGCGGGGUGCGAGCAGCCGUAAGUAGUAUUUUUAGCAGUGGGCAACAGCCAUCCAAACCCAAACGUACCAGAAAACCGCUGAAGAGCUUUUCUGCGGGAGAAGCUAAUUCUGUUGCUUUCACGGUAAUUGCUGACACUCGCCGUACCUGCAAAAUUGUGCAGCAAGAAGUAAAUGGCGUUGUCGUCCGCUUCUGCAUCAACAGCGACGAAGUUAUUGAAAAAGUACCUCAAUCAUUUGAAGAAACCGAGCUUAAAGGCUUCGCUGCUAAAUCGGAAGUAGCUCUACAGUUUACUGUACAAGAUCCCAAGGAAGGUACAGCGAAACUGACGCUUUCUGGAUUUACAGAAGAUGUUGCAAAAGUGCAUACGGAGGUUCUCCGUUGCUUAAACAAAGCUCUGAGGGAUGACGCUGACACAGCUGUAAAGGAAAAAAUUAUGGGAACUGUUCGGUGGUCUUGGGAGGACGACGAUGGCGCAUUUAAAGAAUACUCGCCAGAAGUGACCGUCAAAUUGGAAACAGCACUGGAGGAGGGAGACAAUGUUGUGAAAUUUGACGUAAAAGAUAUAACUUAUGAAGUGGACGUUUCUAAAAUGAUUCAAAGAGGGUAUGGUAGAAAAUCAAGGAAAGUUAAAAGAGAACCGAGGAAUCAAGAGAGUAGUGGGGAACUUCCAUCAUUUUGGGUUGAUCCGAAUGGUGGCGGUCAUGACUAUCCCUUGUAUAAGCACAAACUCGCACCAACUGAUCCAGAAUUUAUAAAAGUCAGUCAGGCGUUCACAUCUACAGGUGGUGCUGGAAGAAUUACGUGUAUAGAGCGUAUUCAGAAUCCCAAGCUAUACAGAAGUUACAUUCAAGAAAAACAACACAUUGCGAAAAAACGUAACAAAGAAAUUCAGUUGAAAACAGCUUUUCUGGAACUCCCCGGAUUCCACGGAACUAACACACAAGCAAUUGAGCAAAUAAUCUCUGCCGGUUUCAACAGGUCGUUUGCCGGAUCUGCAGUUGGGACAAGGUUUGGACUCGGAGUAUACUUUGCAAGGAGCGCAAGCUACUCGUGCGGCUACUGCAGAGCAGGUCUGAACAAUGAAAAGAAGAUGCUUUACUGUGACGUACUGCUAGGGAUGGUUGCUGUUGGAAAUCAAUCAAUGGUGGAGCCUCCUAUCAUUAAUUCAGCAGUUAGUGUGACUGACAGGUACGACUCAACGGUAGACAACACGGCAAGUCCUUCGAUCUAUGUCAGCUGUUACAGAGACAAUAUGGCCUAUCCAACGCAUGCUAUAACUUUUGUGUAGUUAGCAUGCAUUAUAUAAAUGUAGACUAUGUUACAUUAAUUGCAUGCAAGUUGCUUGGAGAUGUAAACUCGCGGAGCUGGAAGUACUUGGUGUUUUUUGUUUGGUCUGAUUUAGCGUAGCAGGUUUUACGCAGUAUUUACGGUAGCUAAGAGGGUAUAAACUAAGUGUCGUUUACGCAAUUUUAAAAAUUUGAUAUU